UGAAACCAUGGUGAUGGAGGAGAAGCCCGGGAGCGAGUUGAGAGCACGAACAGAGGACAAGGUGGUGGAGCGGCUGUGGCAGAGCGGCUUGAAGACGUGGCUGUAUCUUGGACGCACCUUGGAGCGGACCUGCAACGCGGGAAGAAGAAGCCGCUCGGGGACUUGGACAAGCUCGAUCUCAAGGAGACAGUUCACAGCGGCUUGACAACACGGGCUGACGAAGUCGGUUUGGUCGUGGCGAAGCUCGGAGCGGUUUGGUGGAGCGACGUGCCAUCGCUCGGGUUGUAAGUUGUAACGAGCUCAGCAGCGGCUACGUGGAACGGGAUAGCGAAGCCGCUGUGUAGAAGACAAGAUGCGAUUUCAAGAUGUGUUGACCCGGUUUAAUCCGUUUUGACCCGGUUUAAUCCGUUUUGACCCGGUUUAAUUCAACUGAACCAGGACGAGUUUAGACCUCUUAUAAAUAGUUUUAGCCUAUAAAAAUCCUAGUUUAUCUCAUUUUGAAUCUUUUGAUAAUCUAAGGAAAUACUUCAUCUUAUAUUUAUGUUUUUCUUACUCAUUAACAUGAUUAGCCUUAAUCCUUACAUGAGUUUAAGGUUUUUCAUUGAGAUUAGAGAUUAGAGAUUAGUGAUUAGUGACCUUGUGAUUCAUGGAUUAUAUAUAUUAGGGUGAUUAAAUGGAUAUUUAGGAUGUUUAUUGCUUGAUUAACAAUGUGGAUUAAUCUAUUUUGAAUGAGAUCUAGACCUAUAGACUUGUUGAUUGUUCUGUUUGAACAUCCUAGAUUGAACCUUGAUCACCUUAUAUCAAUUAUCUUUGCCCAUGGAUCCAUCCUUAGCAUUUGAUUAAAUUUUUGCACUUAUUUCUUGAUUGGAUUUGAGAUCACCUUGUUUAUAUUUCUAGGAUAUUAGCUUGUUACAAAUCAUCCAUCUUCUUGUUUGCUUAGAUUAAGAAAGUUUUAUGUAUUCUUGGUGUUAUAGAUUACUAGUUCCUUGUGGAUUCGAUUUUAAAAUACUACAAUGACAUACCAUUCGAUUGUGGUAUUGUUGGUACAUUAGGUUAAUUGGUGUGUGCUUAAACGCGUAAUCAUAUACUGUGAAAAAUGUCAUAGAAAGGUUCAUUGCUUUGGAAUACUUAUUAAAAACUCAUGCACACCGAACUCCGUGUAGUUCGGCUUGGACUCGAAUUUGAAUUUCUGUCCUGGAUUUAUGUAUUAUGUAAAUUUUUGUAAUAUUGGUUAAACUAUUUUGAUGUUUUGUUUUAUAAUAUGAGUUUUGAUGCUAUUUACGAUACUAAGAAAUUUAUGUCCAUAAACUAAAAAAUAUCAAAGUUACAAGAUUCUAAUGUAUAUUUAAAAAUUACUGAUUUUCUUUUAUAAUUGUAGGUAAAUUUUUUUUUGCAUUAAUCACAUGGAGAUGGUCUAGUAGUAGACGGAUUUCAGAGAGAUUCGGGUUUGAACAAUUCCACGACACUAAAAAUGUGUGUGGCCACAUGGAUAUUAAGUCAUGUUUGAAGAUUCAUUUGAAUAUCUGGAGAGAAAGUUUGCCGUGGACUAGACUUUUUUUGGAAUUAAUCUGGAAAUUUUUAUAGGUUCAAAAAAUCUUAAGGUUAAUAAUUAAAAUCUUUUAGUUGGAACUUUUUAUCGGUACUAUUAAUUACUUAGUUGACAUAUUUGUUUUUUACAGCUUGACUUCGGUUACAACUUGAUCUUUUUGAAUAGGUGCUGCCUUUUUUUUUUGUCAAACUACUAAUUUCAUUGAAUAGCAAACAAUUCCUCCAGUCAUGGAAUGUAGGGAUGAUUGGAAGGAGUUGUAAUUUUAUAUUUUUGCUUUAUAAAUAGAACUGUCGAUUUUUUUUUGCUGUGGCUAUAUAUAAUUUUAAUGUAGAAUAUUAGGUGUAGGUUUAAAAAGAUUCAAUGACUUACAUAUAAAUUUUCUAAAGCAAAAAAUAAGUGUUCUAGAUUUAUGGCUUUCUACAGCUAAAAAUAAAUAUAAAAAAAAAGAAAAAUCUGUAGGUUUAAAAAAUUUUUACAAAGCAUAAUUGACAAAAAAUUGGGCAAUAUAAAUAAUUUAGGCUGUAGAAAAAUCUUACGGCACUUUUAAAGCACUUGCCAAUCAACCUCUUAAGCUUUUAUAUGAAUAGGUGCUGCCAAAAAAAGAUACUUAUACUUUGCUGGUCAAAAAAUCGUACUUGACUACUUGUAUGGACACACUACUGUCUACCCAUGCAAUGUUGUGUUAAUUGAUGUACAUACGAGUUUACAACAUUACACAUCAUACCCCGUUAUACUUGGUUACAUUGACAGCCAAAAUGUUCUUUAUAUAUUAAACUAGGUAAUAACCCGCACUUUGCGCGGAAUGUGAUUUUUAGUUUUGUUAUUUUUUAAUAAGGAAACAUUAAUCAAUUUAAUUUGGAUAUCAGUUUGGUUUUAGGUUAUUUUUUUGGUUUUUAAUCACCUAAAAUAUAACAAUCAUUUUAAAUCAAUAUUUAUUUAGUUUGUUCGGUUAAAAUGUUUGAUUUUUUGAGUCUUUUUUCUGUGAUAAUCAAAAAUUACUAUUAUUUGUUUGUUUUGAUGUUAUAAAUCUUAGAUAGUCGUGAUGUCUAACCAAUGGUUUUAUAUUAUAGUUUCUAAACGGAUAAAGUUAAAAAAGAAAAGAAAAUUACUAAGACAAAUCAUUUUAUUACAAUUUGGUCGAUAGUGAAAGAAACAUUAAGAAAAGAAUAUUUUAACUUCCAAAAAAAUUAGAUAUUUCAGUUGUAGUAAAUACUUAGUUAUAAGGUGUUCACGUCAAUGUGCACAUGUAAAAGUAUAUAAAGAUAGUUGAUAAGUAUAUAAAGAUAUUGUUAACUAAUAUUAAAAAUAAAAUUCAAAAUAAUACAUGAAAAUAAAAUUCUUAAAAUGAAAUUAUUUUCAAACAAAAUAUUGUAAAAUUUAUAUAAACUAUAAUAUUUAACUUACACAUAAUUCUUUAUAUAUAUAUAUAUAUGCAUAUAACUGAUCAAAUUGGAUAUUCGUUCCUAUAAAUAUUGAUAUUUGUGAUUUGUUUUUUUUUAUGGAUAUUGCAUUUCAGUAUUUGAUUUGCUUCGUAGAGUAACGGAUAUCCAGAUUUUUCGGUUCGAAUCAAAACGGAUAACGUAUCGAAUCAAAAUUUAUGAAUAAUUUAUCCAGCUUUAUUUGUAAACAGUAAAAAUAACGUAAAGAAGAACCAUGCAUGUGAGUUUUAUAUUAAAAAAAAUAAAGUACAUAGUGUGAACAUAUUUAUGUAGAGUUUGGGUGACAAACUCAAUGCAUGUGACAUGUGUUAAUUUUAGUGUGAACGCAUUUAUUACAAUGGUUCUACACGUGAUAUGUUUUCAGUUUAGUGUGAACGCAUUUAUUACAAUGCUUCUUCCUUAAUAUAUAAGGGAUGAGAAGCAUUUGCAAUAAAUUUAUUCACACACACAUUGACACGUGUCAGCUUCACAAUCAUUUUAACUUUAGAAUGUUUAUGUAUCAGUUUUACAGUAAUUUAGCAAUUAAUGUGUUCACACACCAAUUUUCUUAACUCUAUAGCAUACUAUUUAAUGUGUUCACACACUAUUUUUUUUUAGUGAGCUCAUUUUCAGUUUUCAUAUUUUUAACAUUUGUAUUAGUGAAUUUAAGUUUUUUUCGGGCAAGAAUUGAAUAAUAUCAUUGUUGAAAUAAACAAAUUACAAAAUAAUUAAGAUUCACGUCAACUAAAAUGCCCGAAUGAGAAUGUUUAUAGAAACUGAAAGUUUUGGUAUUUUGCCAAACUUGGUCAUGGUUGAGGUUUAUGCAUACGAAAACAACAAAUAAUUGUUAUUGGUUAUGAAUUAAGGAAAUCGGGAUGAAAAACGCUAUAUACAAAGUUAGAUCUUUAGUCUAGCCAAGUAUUAUUUUUCUUUAGAGAGUUUUCAUAUCAAACCAAGAAUUAUAAACAUAUUCACAUUGUUAGAAAAAAACAGAAAUCAAAAAAGUUAAAAAAAAAAAAGAAAAUUUGUGAAAUCGAUUGAAAACAAAAUUCAUGUACCAAGUGAAGAUAUACCAAGUGAAGAGGUCAUAUUAUUUUCAACCCAACUCUAACAUAUUUAACUCGAUUGUAUCAUUUUUUAUUAUAUUUAUCCAUAAUUUUCUAUAAGAAAGUACACGUUAUUGGUUAUGGACUACGUCAAUUUUUGUAACAUGUCCAAUGACACAACGCCCAACCAUUUUUGUUGAUAUUUUUAAAGUAUGGUCCAAUAAUUAUGUAUGUAAAAUAAACUCAACAUAUUUUGCAUGUAUUUAUUUUUAUUUAUAUUAGUAGAAAAAAGUAAGUCUGGGUAAAAUAUUUGGAUCCGAAGAACCGAACUUGAUUUGAAAGUAAUACUAAACACAAACUAAAACUGAUUAAGUAUUCAAAUGGAUCUAAAAGUUUAAUAUCCGGAAAACCAUACCAGGAUCCAAUCCAAAAAUAUUUUGGAUACCGAAAAUUAUCGAAAACACAAUUAUAUACUUAAAUAUUUUAGUUAUUUUAAAUUUUAUAUCUAUUAGAUAUUCAUUAAUAUGAAAAUAUCUAAAAUAACAAAAUAUGUUCAAAAUAUUAAAAAUAUGUUAUUAUUCUCCAUCUAAAUAUAUGGAACUUUUUUUUAAUGUAAAUUUAAGUGUUUGUUCUUACAUUAUUCAAAAUUUAAUCUUUUAUAUUAUUUUAUUUUUGGAUUUUGAAGAUUAAGUGUAUUUGGAUUUUUGUUAAAACAUUACAUAAUUAAAAUAUUUAUAUGAACUCGAACCUGCAAUGAUUCGUACCAAAUUCAAACCGAAAUUUGUAAGUAUAUGAAUCUUAUUUAAAUUUCUAACUUUAAAAUUUUGAAAUUUGAAUAGAUCAUCUCAAUCCGAACGAAUAUCUGAAUGUCAUCACUUAAAAAAAUUAUACGACAAAUCUCUUACUACAACGUAAAAUAAAUAAUUUAAUCAAUUAUUUCACUCCGUACACGGCGCAGAUUAAAUAUUUACGUGGCGUUAAAUAUAGAAUAUAUUACAUCCUUAUCUUGUAGAUUCUCUAGACCAAACCAACAUAAGACACGUAAUAAAAUGAAAAGUUCUUUAGAUAAAAAUCUUCUUAUUUAGAAACACUAUAUUGCUAUUUGUCUUUAGACCUUAAUAUGUACUUUUUCUUUAAAACCUUUCUAUAAUUUGUUGAAACCUCUUUUGGACCAAGCCAGAGAAUCAAAGUUAGAGACUCUAUAUAACAAUUGACCCAUAUGGUCCCUCAAACACACAGACAACUCCUUAUAUCCUUGUCGUUUUUUGUUCUUUUUUCACCAUGGGCAGAAGAAAGGUAACACACCAACUGAUUUCUGACAACGCUACUCGCCGAGUUACGUUCAGAAAACGCAAACAUGGUCUGUUGAAAAAGCUCAAUGAAUUAACCAUUCUUUGCGGUUUACGUGCUUGCGCCAUCAUCUACAGCGACUACGAGGAAGGUCCUGAGGUCUGGCCAAACCGCAAAGAGGUUCGUGUUCUUCUCAACCGGUUCAGGGCACUCCCGGUGGAGAAACAGACCAAGUUCAUGAUGGACCAGAAAGAUUUGAUGAACAGAAUGAUCCAAGACGCAAAGAAGAGGUUGGAGAAAGAGCAGAUGCAUAGCCGUGCGAUGGAACUUGGGUUGAUUGCGUCGUCUAAUGACAUACGCGAUGCUGAUUAUUCAGAGGAUCUGAUCAAAGCAGCCGAUGUGGUUGAGAAGAAGAUCAAAGUCAUCAGAGAAAGAAUCAAGGCUGUAGAAUCAGGAGCAGCCAUCCUCAUGAUAGAAUAGCCUUUCAAAAACAUUCAACUGUGUUUUAUUUUCAUGGAUUAUCAUGUUUAGGAUUAAUGUGUUGAUUGUUUCUGCUUUAUGAUUUAGUUUAAAGGAUGAAGAGAAUAAUAUUUAUCUCUUUGGCCUUCUUGGUAUCAUCGCUUAGAGCUGGUCAGGAUCAAUGUAUUCAGUUUAUGAGAUUGUUAUUUUUAUGAAGUUUUUCUUCCUUAUUUUAUUUA
Brassica rapa (field mustard) is the source of this 6001-nucleotide messenger RNA. RefSeq names its product agamous-like MADS-box protein AGL80. Gene Ontology annotation, biological process: positive regulation of transcription by RNA polymerase II. The record is from RefSeq and is a predicted model, not a curated record. Gene Ontology annotation, molecular function: protein dimerization activity; RNA polymerase II cis-regulatory region sequence-specific DNA binding; DNA-binding transcription factor activity, RNA polymerase II-specific. Lineage: Eukaryota; Viridiplantae; Streptophyta; Magnoliopsida; Brassicales; Brassicaceae.